Molecule: messenger RNA, 621 nt
Organism: Drosophila kikkawai
Lineage: Eukaryota; Metazoa; Arthropoda; Insecta; Diptera; Drosophilidae
Source: RefSeq, a predicted model, not a curated record
AUGACUACUUGUAGUGUGAUUGGCACGCCGGCACGCUUUGCCCGAUGUCUGGCCAACUUUCAGGUGGAUGAGCUGUUGCUGCUCAAGAGGUCGGUGCAGCGAAUGGUGGAGGAGGAUGAAGAGGACUUUUACCAGGAGGAAGAAGAACCAGAAGAAGCCACCAAGAAGUGUCCAGAAGCAGAAUCCCGAUCGGGAUCGGUUUCGGAACUGCCAGAGCGUAUGGCCUUGAUGGCUGAUCGCGGUGGUGAUCAUGACAGCGGAACUGGCCCUGGUCCCUGGCAUUCGCAUCAUUCCCAUGCUCCUGCACCGGCUCCCUCCUGGACCGAGCAGAAGCCCACUAAGCUACAGACCCUCUUCCAGAUAAGCAUCACCGCCCUGGCCUUUCUCUCCUUCGGCGGCUACCUGUUGUGCCUCAUUGUGCAGGCUAUCAAGAGCAAGGGCACCACCUACUUUCAUCCUGUGGCAACGGCCUCCACUUCCUCCACAAAUGGCAAUGUGAAGCGCAUUAAGAUCUAUAGACGCAGCAAGCGAAGUUCCAGGGUUGAAGGAAACCAUCUAGUCCUGCUGCAGCAGGACUAUGCCACCUACAUGAGGGCCAUGCGGGGGAGAAUGCUCACCUAG